Molecule: messenger RNA, 606 nt
Organism: Mitosporidium daphniae
Lineage: Eukaryota; Fungi; Microsporidia
Exons: 1
Coding region: 1-606 (201 amino acids)
Source: RefSeq, a predicted model, not a curated record
AUGUCUUUAAAGUUAUCUUACAAUUGUCAUCGAUUUCUUACACAACCCUCCAGUGCAAAUGUAUCGACGCGCGCAUUAAACCAAUCUUUACAGCCAUUACAUACCCUUAACCUUGCCCAUCGUUUUGAGAGCUCCAGUUGGACCAUCGAAAGAAAGGAUGCCCAGGGACAUCGACUGAAACCUUUGCCAUUUAUUGGCAAAAAUGGGCUCUCCUUCAUCAACGGCUAUCGCCAAUCUCUAUUUGCUAAACUUUCUUCGCUCGGAAUCGAUGAAAACAUAGCGCCAUCUUUCGUUUCAAAGUCUCUAAUGUCCCCUGUUGAACAAACUAAUAUAACUUUGGGAUGUUGGUUUUCACUUCUGGCGGCCAAAAAUAAUAUCCUAUCUGAGUGUCAUAAAUUCCAAUACAUUUCCCAGGCUUUAAAUAUAGAAUUGUUUCUAUCCUCUUUAAUGCAGUCAAGAUGUUCUAAUCUUGAACCUAUGGGUAUGCCUUCUGCUGCAGAUCUACAUGAAUCUCCAAAUACGAUCCAAGAAAAGAUAACGACAUCUAUUGGGCGGUCUUUUGGUAGCAUGGAGGAGUUUAAAAAAAUGGUAGCUCAUUUAUCAUAA